This is a messenger RNA of Prosopis cineraria, 2187 nucleotides long. RefSeq lists its product as uncharacterized. Bases 282 to 1973 code for a protein of 563 amino acids. Gene Ontology annotation, cellular component: mitochondrion. The record is from RefSeq and is a predicted model, not a curated record. Gene Ontology annotation, molecular function: pseudouridine synthase activity; RNA binding. Gene Ontology annotation, biological process: mRNA pseudouridine synthesis; tRNA modification. NCBI's taxonomy places the organism in Eukaryota, Viridiplantae, Streptophyta, Magnoliopsida, Fabales, Fabaceae. The transcript has 9 exons.
AUAACAAAAGUCAGGUGGGACGCACGAUUGAACGAGCGGCGAAGGGCCGCCUCCAAAUCCCUUGGGUUCCGCCACUGGUAGACGUUGGGCGUCUGUACUGUACGUCAAUCGGGCUUUUCUAAAGCAUAGAUGAACUCUUGGCAAGGCGUUGUGAAUGGUUAGAAGUUGGUGCUUGAAAGUACCCUGCUCUCUCUGUUCUCUGGAUUGUGGAAUUCCAAGUAUCUUCUCAGUCUAACUAAACUGGACACUGCCACAUCACUCUCGCUGACUGCUCACUCUCCAUGUGGAAAUCAUUAUAUCUGACUCACGCAUCGUUCCUCUUCUUAUCUAAUUCUAGAGCUAUGGCCUCUGCAAGAGUUUUCUAUCAUACGCUUCCAUGUACAAAAUUCACACCCUUCAACAAAGUAGACACUUUCUCCCUAUCACCUUCCUUACGAACCUUCGCCACCACACGAACCCCAUACCCACUUCAGUACGAGAUGAUUAUCAACCGUCCGGUCAAUUCUGUGCAUGCCCAUUCUCGCCGUCGACCUGUUCGACAAAAUGACUCCAAUUCAGAGAGCUUUCCUGACUCCGAUUCUCCUGAAGAGUCUGUUUCUCCGGAGGAGUCCGUUUCUGAAUUGGGAUUAGAUAGCUGGGUCGAUCGGAAAUUGGCUUUUGAGAAGGAAGCUGACCAACCCAGUUCCCAAAAAUUGGAGCUUGACAAGGCUAAGAGAAAAUAUUACAGAAAACGGAGGAAGAGGAUGUAUGGGUCGGACUCAGAUGAAGAAAAUAGACGACCUGAAGAGAAGUUCGUGGAACUGAAGCCUGAGGUGGUUGAGCUUCCUACAUUGCACAAGAGGGAGGAGGAAUUGUAUUUCUACGAUACGUUUUCUUACCCGUGGGAAAAGGAGAAGCAUUACAAGAUGGUCUAUCAGUUAGAGAAGAAAUAUUUUCCUGAUCAGUGUCUUGACAAAGCGUUCCUUGAACCGGGAGAAUCAAAUGCAAAUGUGAAUGAAAAUACAGAUAUGAAGACUAAGAGUAAGGUGAGGGAAAAGAAGAAAAUCAGGGAAGAUAAAAGGGAGAAAAAAGACGAAAUUGGUAAUGAAAGAACUGAUAAGAAGUUAAUAUUCUUCGAGGAGAAACAAGAAGAAGAAAAGGAUAAUAGAGGAUUGGUUAAGGAAACAAGAGAAGAUCUAACCGAAAAGAAGGUCGAAGAGUUCUUUAAAUAUUUGAAGAAAAUUCCCGAUAAGGAUGUUGAAAUGGGUAAUGCUGAGCCGUUUCUUGCGUCAAGAAGUUCUGGGCUUCCUCCUAGAUGGGAUGGUCCUCAUGGAACCGUUGUUUUGGUGAACAAACCCAAAGGCUGGACUUCAUUUACAGUUUGCGGGAAGCUGCGUCGCCUAGUCAAAGUGAAAAAGGUAGGUCAUGCUGGAACUCUUGAUCCUAUGGCUACGGGUUUAUUGAUUGUUUGUGUUGGUAAAGCAACAAAACUGGUAGAGAGAUAUCAAGGGAUGAUUAAGGGCUAUAGCGGGGUUUUCCGCCUAGGGGAGGCUACUUCAACAUGGGAUGCUGAUUCAGCGGUCAUUCAGCGGGAGCCAUGGGAGCACAUCAAAGAUGAAGACAUAAAGAGAACUGCAGCAUCCUUUUGCGGGGAGAUUUGGCAAAUUCCCCCAAUGUUCUCUGCCAUUAAAGUUGGAGGUGAGAAAAUGUACGAGAAAGCAAGGAGAGGAGAAAGCAUUGAACUCUCGCCUCGACGAAUAUCAAUUUUCCAGUUUGGCAUAGAGCGUAGUUUGGAUGAUAGACAAAAUUUGAUUUUUAGGGUAACAUGUUCCAAAGGGACGUAUAUUCGGUCCCUAUGUGCAGAUUUUGGGAAAGCUCUUGGCAGUUGUGCCCAUUUAACUGCUCUCCGGAGAGAUUCAAUAGGAGAAUAUUCAGCAGAUGAUGCAUGGGACUUUGCAGAGCUUGAAGAGGCUAUUUCCAAAAGUUAUUUCUAACUUAAGAAGGUAAACCCACUAUCAAUCUGAAAACCAUGACACGUAGAAUGGGUGAUACUGCUCCGGGUUCCUCUUCGUGCUAAAGUCAUCUUUUUUAUUUGCUCUUUGCUCGCUAUAUUUAUUUUUCUUUCUUAUCAAGUAUCUGAUAUUAAGGAAAAUGUUAUGUAAUAUUCACUAAUAAAUCAUUCAAUUUCGGAAGCAACAAUCACACACA